UUGACAGCUACACUGGAGCAUGCAUCGAGUGCACGUGGAAUCUGGUCACCCUCCCUCCCCUGCCAAAGGCAACCCAUCCCCCCCGCACUGACGCAAUCAAUCCACAGAAACAAAAAAGGAAUCAAAAUCAAACCCCUGAAGCUAGAAAUUCACCCCAAAACCCUCCACAAAAACCACUUCCUCGCUCGGACGUUCGUGCUACAUACAUACAGGAACGAAAAUGGAAGGCUUGAGAUCAAAAUCAUUCAGCGAUUCCAAGGCGCAGGUGGUAGAUUCGUACGGCUUCUCAAACCCUAACUCUGCCGGCCAUCAGGAUAUCAGGUGCUACAGUGCUUCGUAUGCCGCAUCUUCGAUCAGCAACGGCGGCGGCAGUACUGCCCCGACGAAGACGGGAUCCGGAGAUGUGAAUCUGAAGAAGGGGAAGUCGAUGAAUGGAUGGGUGUUCGGCGACCCUGAGCUGCAGAGGAAGAAGAGGGUGGUUAGCUAUAAGGCUUAUACUGUUGAGGGGAAGCUCAAAGGAUCUUUGCGGAAGAGCUUUAGGUGGAUUAAGGAGAGGUAUGCUCAGGUAGUCUAUGGCCGGAGGUGAGAUUAAAUCAGACCGAGCUGAGUUUUAAUUUUCUUCCUACUUUUCCUGAACUUUGCUUCUUUUCUUUUUUAGAUAUUGUUAAUAUAUGUAUUCACAGCCUUGCGUAAGAAUUAAGAAAUGGUAAUAUGGAUGCUGAUUUAGCUUUCCUGAUUAGAUGUAAUCGAGAGUAUCAUUUAAUUAUUUGUUCUUUAUUGAUGACAAUUACUCUGCUCUAAAUCUUCAAUAUGGGUUUUGUUAACC
Molecule: messenger RNA, 826 nt
Organism: Cuscuta europaea
Lineage: Eukaryota; Viridiplantae; Streptophyta; Magnoliopsida; Solanales; Convolvulaceae
Source: the annotation of a GenBank genome assembly